Molecule: messenger RNA, 7208 nt
Organism: Eucalyptus grandis
Lineage: Eukaryota; Viridiplantae; Streptophyta; Magnoliopsida; Myrtales; Myrtaceae
Product: PE-PGRS family protein PE_PGRS30-like
Exons: 2
Coding region: 3022-4536 (504 amino acids)
Biological process (GO): positive regulation of transcription by RNA polymerase II
Molecular function (GO): DNA-binding transcription factor activity, RNA polymerase II-specific; protein dimerization activity; RNA polymerase II cis-regulatory region sequence-specific DNA binding
Source: RefSeq, a predicted model, not a curated record
CGAAAUCCGAUUCCUCCAAUGAUUGUGUUUUUUUUUCCCUGCCGGUAUUAAUUUCUAAAUGGCUGUCGAGGACUCGAGGUCGAUCUUUUGCUUGCUUUUCCUUGCUGGUUGAUGACUUGAUUUUGGUGCUUUACUGCUGGGCCGAUGUAUGUUUGUGUAGAAGAGUUGGAUUUCAUGCCUGCAUUUGAGUGCUUGGACUAGUUAUGGCGACAAGAAGGCUAUAGCCAUUCUAGUCGAGCUGCGACUUGUCUUUUAAUGGUGUCUAUAUUAGUUUUGGGGGAGUCGAGAUGGAUCUGUUAUUCCCGGCGAACCGAAUCAGAGUGGUGCUUGUUCGAAAGCGAACCCUCUUAUGCCAGGAAUGAGUAAAUAUCACCAAAAUUGCGUCUCAAAUAGUCUCUAAAAAGAAAGUUUUUGGAGUUGAGUUAUCCGCUUGUAGAGACUAGAGUUUGGAUGUUUGAUUGUUUUGUUUAUCGAUAAGGCAGUACCUGAGGAGGUGGUUGUUUGUCCAUUGUUCUUGGUUGAUUAUUUUGAAUAAUUACAUCAGCAAAACAAGUCUGCACAUGUACGGAUUGAUAAUGCGUAUGAAAAGUCAACUAGAUUGAAGGCAUAAUUGGGGUUGACCGAAUGCAUUCUUUGUGUCUCAUUCCUUCAGCCCUGUUGUUUUGGUAAAUUAUAGUCUCGCCACUCUUAAUAGUUUUACAUGGCUAAUUUUUCUUCAACAAAAUGAGGUUUAUGUUAGAUGUUAAUUAUCCUUUUGGAGUUAUUUGAUACUAGUCAAAUUGCCCUUUGUGAAUUGCACUUUCUUUCCUGAUCAUUAGAAGAUUAUGAGCUAGUAAUGUAUCAGUUCUGCCCUAAGUUUCUUUGAACACAUGUUUUGAAUACAGAGAAAUAGGUGUGAGAUCAAUUUUGGUUUCAUUGUUAGUUCCCCCCUUUUCAAUCUUUGAAACUGACCAGAGGACCAGACCUGAAUCUAGUAGUUGAUUAAAUUUGCUUCUCUGUAUCUCAGGAGCCCAAUAACUUAGAUUUAUUGAUAUGUCUACUUUGACUUACUGAGUUGGUUAAUUGGUGGAGAAAGGAGCAAAUUUGUGGAUAACUUUUAACCUGAUCAGCACACCAUGUAUCUUUUUUUUUUGAAGGACAAACAAGAUUCUAUUAGAAAAGGUAGCAAGGUGUACCGCCCCUAUGAAAAAAGACUUAAGAGGAGGAGCCAUCCAUAUACCAAAUUAAGAACAAAAAACUGUUUCUAUCAUUUUUGACAAGCUCACAGUAUGAGAUUUUGCUUUCUGAAUGUACCAAAUUUGAAGAGUGUAUCGCCCAUUUCUUUUUGAAAGAAUCCCAAGAGUAUUUAUUUCCUUAGAAUGUAUUUUUUUUCCCUUUCAAAAUCUAUGUUUAACAACUUGCAUCUAUUAUCUCUAUUUCUUAACGUUUUUUGCAUGAAAACAUUGUCUCUUUUGUGUUGAAAAAAAUAAUGGAUUAUCUGACUUUCUGGUCAUUAAAUUGUCUGAAGCUGAAAAGUUGCUAUCCUUUUCUGUUGGCUUGUACAUCUAGAUAUGUGAAUUCUAUAUUGUGGGUCAUUGUGAGUUGCUUAUAAUUGAAAAAAAAAAAAAUGCACCAAAUUGAUAUCUCUCAUUCAGUAGUGGACAAAUUAUGAAGCAUGAAUUAUUAUGCAUGGUGAUUAUGCCUAUCUUUUGUAUCUUCUCCCCUUGCGUAAUUCGGGAAAUCAAGUUUAUACAUGGUGCGUUCUUUUUUGUUUCUAUUUCACACAUAUGAAAUGCUGUAUUGUUCAAUAUUAAUGAAACAAAUUGAAUUCUUAUAAUGCACAAUUAGUUAUGAUCAUUUGUAUGACUAGAAAAGAAUAUAUUUAAGGCCAUAAAACAUCUUAAGACAUAAGGAGUAAAAAUACACACCGUGAAAACUGAAAUAAUUUUGUUCGAUACAAUAAAGUUCAACAGAAAUAAUUUUCUUUAACAAAAAAAAGGGAAGAGAUUUGCCUCUAUGUAUUCAUUUGACUUUUCUGUCCGCAUAACUUUAAGCUCUUUUAUAGAUUCGAUUUGUUUUGAGACGGUUUUAAAUAAUUGAAUGAGUUAAUUUGACAGUGGGGAGAAGCUAUCAUCAUUAGAUAAAGACUAGAAUUUGGUUAUAAAUCUGCAUGGAGGAUUUUCCAUAUUGCUUUUGAUUAGGGUUUACCUAAGGUAUAGCAUUGGUUUGGGCAUAAAAGCCAAGCAAUGCUCAUGGCAGAGACUUCUAGAAGUAUUUUGAAAUAUUUUUCAAUAAGAAUAAUUUAGUGCGCUUGGGAUUCUUCUUUUAAUUUGAUUGUGUAUGCAUAUCAUUGGAUAGCAAUUCUUUAAAGCUUAUUAUGGCAUUGCAUCAAUUUAUGCUGUCAUGAAUGAGCUAUUGAUUGUGCCCUUUCUUUUUUAACAUAGUGGUCAAUUUUUAUACAAUAUUAGCUGUAAUUCUUAUCUCUGGUCAAAAUAGGGUUUGAGGAGGCUAAAUUUGAUGAUAGCAUUGCCUUCGCUGUUAAAAGGAAAUAAUCUAGUCAAUGGAAACCAACUUACAUAAGGCAUAAAUAUUUAAUGGUGAUCAUAUCUAUUCAAAAAUCUAGUCCCUAAUCAUUCAUCAAUUAAAGUAUAACUAUCUGUACUCCUUGUCAUGUAGAUGAAUCUUAGGUCGUCGUCCUCCCUCCCUAGAUAAGUGCGCUAAGUAAAGCUCUUUCAAACAUUAAUACCUUACUAUUCCUUUUACCACCGACCCCCCAAAUGGAAAAUGCUUUGCAAUACUCUAGAUAUGGCCUUAAAUCCUGGCAUUUCGUAGCAAUGAAAUUCUUUCCUUUAAAGUGCAAAAAAUGUAGAUCUCAUGGUCAAAUAUCGAAAGAAUUUGAAUUACCAUGAGAAGGGAAAUUAAUUAAGUUGCUUGAAAUUGGAGAAUCUCACUUGAACUUUUGCGCCCCCCACUCUAUAAUUGUACUUGUGCACCUUGGAUUUCAAAGCACGAGAAUAAAGAGAAUUCAACAAACCACUGACCAUGGCAAGAAGGAAGGUUAAGCUUGCUUUCAUAGAAAAUGAUACUUCUAGGAAAGCUAGCCUCAAGAAAAGGAGGCAAGGGCUGAUGAAAAAAGUGAGCGAGUUGAGCACUUUGUGUGGUGUGAGCACAUGUGCCAUUGUCUAUUCUCCAGACAGCAAUGAGCCUGUCUUUUGGCCAUCUAGACCAGAGGUGGAGCAACUCCUUGAGCGGUACCAAGGCUUCUCCGAACUGGUGAGAAGCCGAAAGAUGCUGAACCAUGAAAGCUACCUCAAGGAGCAGAUCAACAAGUUAAUCGGGCAGAAGAACAAGCUUGUGGUGAAAAACAAGGGGUUAGAAAACACCUACCUCAUGCAACAACUUUGUUUGUAUGAUGAUGCACCGCGAUCUGGAAGUGCUCCAUCAGCAAUCGAUGGUCCAGUUGUUGAGGAGGAAAUCAUCCUAGAGGCUAAAGGAGGAGGCAUUGGCAACGCCAAUGAAGACAAUACAGGUGAUGCAUCUUCUUCAUUGGAUCAAUGGUUCAUAGAUGUGAUGAAGACUGGAAACACAGGUAGUGGCAGUGGUAGCAAAAAGGACAAAUUAUAUCCUUUGGCAUGUUUGACAGGUAGUGCCAGUACAUAUAAUCAAGCCAUUGCCUUAAAUUUUAUAAAAGAGAAUGAUGGCGUCGGAAGUGGCAAUUGGGCCAAUAGGAUAGGUCCUGUUAAUGGAGAUGCUGGAGGCAGUAGGGGGAAUAAUAUUGUGUUGUCUCAAGGGCCUAGUGGAGUCAUUCUGGGGAGAGGUGAUUUGGUGACUUAUGGGCAUGUUGGAGGUAGUGCGAGCAAUAAUGCUGCAACACCAUAUCAAGGGUAUGCAGGAGACAUGAGCAAUGGAUCUGGAAUAAUAUGCCCUAAUGGAGAUGCUGGAGGCUGUGGCAGCGAUGGUGCAACUGGAUAUGGAGUGAGGCUGUUUAACCAGUGGGACGCUGGAGGUAGCAGUGGUGGAAAUAGUGAGGUGUUUCCUCCAGGAGGUAUGUAUGGAGUCCAUAACAACACUGGUUAUGGCAUGAGGCAAGACACAGAGAAUCCUGGAGCCAUGACUAAUGGUCAUGGGGUGGUGCUUCCUCUUAUCAAUAAUGAUCAUGGUGGUGGUAAUGGUGGUUGGGGGAUAGGAGUGAAUCACAGGAAUGCUGGAGUCAUCGCCAAUGGACAUGAAAUGUCGUUGACUUACGGAGAUCUUAUUGUUAGCAACGGAUAUGGUAUUGUUGUUCCUCCUUUGGUAGUGCCCACUAUUGCAAAUGCUGGCAGUGGCAAUGUCGAAUGGGAGAAGGGCUUGUAUCAAGGAAAUUUUGCUGCCAUCGACAAUGGAAACAACAAAGCAAUUGAUAAUGGGCCUUUUGAAGGAGGCAAUGGUGGAUAUAGGGCAAUGGUGCCCCUGGGAAAUUUGGUAGGCAAUAUCGGUGGAAAUGAGGUGUGGAUGUUGCAUGACAAUGCUGUAGUCAAUGCUAAUGGGAGUGGUGGAAACAAUGCCAACAUGAAGUAACAUCCUGAGAGCAAGUGGCCCAACUUUUAGUGAAUUAUCGCAUUUUUUUUGUUUCAAUAAUUGAGGGGAAUCCUGAAUUGGACUCACGCAGCGUGAAUUUUACGCAUCUUAGUUGAUGUUUAUCCAUAUCACUGCACAACUUUGAUGAAUUCAAUUCUUGUGAACGUUGUGUCUAGGUUAGAAUAUUACCUACCCUAAGGUUUCGAGUAUUUUCCCUCAAUUUCCUUUAUUGGUAUAUUGUUUCUGCUUUCUUAAUAUUAGCGUGGCUGGUAUAUGAUAAUAGAAUCAUUUUCUAUAUUUAUUAUUGUACCAUGAACCUUGCCAGUGUCAUUUAGCAUAAUCUGUUCAUCUUUGGGAUAUCCGGUAAUGUGAAAAAUCGUCACGAACAGUCCUGAAAUCAUCGAACAUAUAUUCAUCGAUCCAUCCAAAAUUAGUGAAGUGCAAUAAUCCAUGUAGCUGCGUAUUAUUUGAUCUAUUGCUCUUAUUGAUAGGUUGAGAAACAAAAUUCAUAGCAAUUCAUUACCUUACCUUUAUGUGAAUUUGUAAUAUACCGAGAAAGAAUAAAUCUGCCUCCCAUUGGCCUAAAAAGAAGAAGAAGAAGAAGAAGAAGAAGAAGAAGAAGAAACGAAAUAAAGAGUAAAUGCACCUUCCAUUUAUAAUAUAUCAUAUUGCAUGAAUAAGAUGCGAAGAUAAUUUGAAGCAAAAGCAUGAUAAAAUGGGAUGAAGGUGCGUGAAUUGGGACUUUGCGGUAGUUCUCAAAUUUAGAUUCAUUUAUUUAAUGAGUAUUGCUUUGAAGCACUGACUAGCACCCGUGUUUUCUGACCAUUUGGUUUAUAGGCCUGCAAUUCUUUUUCUGGAUAUAGUGUUAUAUGGAUGAAAUGCUAAUGAAGUGGGUCUACAAGUUGAUUGUCUCUAAGAACAUGAAGAUUCUAUGGAAUCUAGAAUGGAAAAUCUCAUAAACCACUUCCCCCUUUAUUAACAAGCGAUCAUGCCUGGGGCAUCCUACAUGCUGUGGAACUUUGUUCCUUUGGAAUUGGACAUCUUGGGGAAACACGUUGGAAGGUCAAAUUGUUAUAUAGCUCUCGUGGCUUUGUUUUUAGACAUUUCCUCUUUUGAUGCAGAGUUAGACAGACAUCACUGCCCUUUCCCUCUGUUUUUUCCACCAAAACACCGACACAUGCAAGUGAGGAGACUGUUGUAUGUUCAGAUCAUGCAGAAAUGAAAUGUUAUGGACCAUGAUGCAGAAUGAGAAUGCUUGGUAUUUUGUAGUGUGCUAGGGACAAUAGUUAUUUGUGGCAAGUAUAGGAUCUGUUUACUUUUCAGCUAUAGAUCUGGUGCGUCUUUGAAAUGCUGCAAAUUUGGUACUGUUCCAAUUGUAAGUAGAGGCUAUAGCUGGUAAUAUCAAGGAGAGUAUGGAGCUUCCGUGGAAAAAUUGCUAGGAUGUCUAGGGGUUCAUUGGCUGAUCAAUCUCAAUUCUCACAUUUGAUCACUGGGGGAUAAUGUGAGUGUUAAGAUGCAUUUUGCUUCUUUUGGUUGGCUUGAGCUAAAAUCCAGCGAUUGGCCAAGCAUAUGGAUCAUUUUAUCGAUGAAUUUAGUAGAAAUAUCUUUUUAGGAGGACCCAAUGACCAUAGAUCAAACCUAUCCAGUUUUUUACAGUGUGAUGGUUAGCUGUUCAUGGACUUGCUAUACCUAACGUUUUCUUUUUAGGGUCAAUGUCAGCAUUGCAGUUCAUCCAGCAAUAAACCUAUGCUGUAUUUCCUAUAUUGGAUUUCAUAUUUAAAUAACCCUUUUACUCAUAAGAGUAGGUAAGAGUAGGUUUUUAAGCUCCGGGCCUAGCAAAAGAAAAAUUGGGAUAGGAUCCUAUGGGAUCUCCCCCCUUCAAAAUCAGAUGUGAAAGUUUCCUUUCAUCCAGCUCAAGUGGUUACACCAAAUAAAAAAGGGGUUUUCACUUUCAAAUUCUCAGAAAACCUCAUGAACCUAGACAUUGCUCUCGAGAGGCAAUCCUGGUAUUGCGUUGAACAGGCUCCAAUCUUCCACUUUUUCUUCCUAUAUAUAUGUUUCAACUUUGAUGUAGUUGUUGCUCUUUGCUAUUAGGAAGUAGUCAACAGAUCUUUGCUUAGAAAAGUUUAAGGUAUCCCUUUCUGAUCUUUGGGAAACUUUGAAAAAUUUUGGAUACAAAGUUGUUGAUUUGUAGGUAUUGCCCACCAAUAGUUUGGAUAGGGAAAUGGCAAGUAUUUACUUAGAGAUUCAUGAAGUUGAAGCUUUUAAGAGUCUCUCUGUUCAGUAGCUUGAUAGGAAUAUGUGAUUCAAUAUGAUGAAGGUGUUCACUUGAUGAGCUUUGAGUGGUAAUGUUAGUUCUUUGUGAGUUAUAGCAGCAUGGACACUGGACUAUAACUAAUGGUCAUUGAUGAACCUCGGAAAGUGAUCUAGCUUUGAAAUAAGUGUGUAUUGGCCAUAAACAUGCCAAUGAAGGAACAAGAAAAUGUAUUCUCUUAGCUCAUCAGUCAGAAAUUCUUGUCUUGUUGGUAUGAAUCAGUCUUCUCAUUCUCCUAGGGUCCAUGGUUAACCACAUACUCCUCGAUUCAUUGCUUUCCUUGUAGAAAUUGGUCACUCCAUUAAUUUUUGGUGGUAUUUGAUCAGUUUCUUGAUUGACUCAGCUAACGACAAUAUUC